UCCUGUAAAUCACAGAUUAAAUCAUUGAGAUAAAAACUACUUCUUCAAUGAUGUUUGUUCGGCCGGAAAGGGGAAGAAUUUUAAAGUUUAUAAUACUCGUACCGGGUUCUUUGUUUAGCCCCAGUUUUAGAGAAUCUGGAUGCAAACAUAGUGUCAGGUUGCUUUCUGGAAACUUGUCCUCUUGAAAAAGAGUGAAAAUGUUACCAGUAGUUUGAUAACCUGUUGGGGGAGUGUAUUCAGAGCAGGACAUAAUCAGCAGUAAAUUAAUCCUUAGGAAGAAAGCAAUGAAUUCCAUCUUCAGAGUUGUGUUUCCAUUACUUCUUUUCACUGUUGUCCCAGUGUGGCCUUGUUUCAGAUCAUGCUGCAACUGUGGAAGCAUGACACCACGGGAUCCAUACAUACUUCUGGACUCAGAGCUGGUCCUGAAAUGCACACUCAACUCCUCGGCUCCUUAUGAUUCCUCCAGGUUGUACUUCUCACUCAAACCCAAUAAUCUAUCCAUUCCUGAGAGGGAAAUCCCUAUGAAUUAUACCAGCAUUAUAAACAAGAAGACCAUAUCAUUGAGGAAGACCAUGAGGUCUCUAGAAGAGGCAGGCUACUAUUACUGUAAGCUCAGAGAUGUUAAGCAGUCCAUCAGUAUGGUAGACAGGCAGGUGGUAGAACUAGAGUAUCCCCUCCGAAAUGUGACAAACUUCCAUUGUGAAAUCUAUGACUGGGAUGUAAAUAAGACGUGUACCUGGGACCUUGGAUUUUACGCUAAUCCAAAUAACAUCAAUGUAACCCUGUAUGGGAAACACUGUUUUGGUGUCAGGACUUGCAAAAAAUCCGUGUUCAUAAAAUGUCCUUCUCUAAGCCCUAACCAGUGCAGAUGGCAUUUUGGGUCAUCUAACUUUGACAGUAGAUAUUUUCGGGUCAUUUUGUUGUUGAGGAAUCUCAAGCUUAAAGACUCGAUACUACGCUCCAGUUUCUGGCUAGAAGUAGAAAAUCUAGUGAGACCCUCUCCAGUGAAAUACUUGAACAUAUACAACACAACAUACAAAGACUGUGUGACUGUCACCUGGGAGUAUAAUCGACCAAACCGAGUCCAGGCAGUGGAGAUAAGGUACUCCAAAUUCCAGAGAGACGAUGACGUUCUUAAGACAAUGAUAUUGAAGAACAGUGCAGUCAAUGCCACAAUAUGUAACCUCACUGCUUACACUGACUAUGUGUUUGAGAUUCGAGUCAAGCCACAGAAUUAUGCUGGAAAUAUCACUGGAUAUUGGAGUCAAUCUACCAGAAAACUUUAUAAAACCAUCGGUGAUAAUCCCAGUGCAGCCCCUGUACUUACCCUGGGAAGUUACAUCAAUGAUCAGGAACAUUGCGUCAGUGACAUGGAUAAUCGUCGAGUUGUUGUUUUGUGGAAGUCAAUAACGAAUAUGGAAUCCAAUGGAAAUGACACAUACUAUGAGGUCCACUACCGGCAGAUUGGAGACACACAUACAGAUAAGAAGGUGGUGAAGGAGAGGAUAAUGAAGGUAGACCUGGACCUGAAGUGUAGGAAGGGUUAUAACAUCCACGUCUACGCUAUCAACGAGUUUGGCUUGUCCUCUGUAUAUGGAUCCAUUCAUAUUCCACCCAAUGGCACUGUAGAGAUGCCUAAGAAUGUUCAGGUGGAGACAGAUAACAAACUGGUCAAUGUUUCCUGGGACUACAACCCAAACAAAAAUGUCAGCUUCACGGUCUACUGGUGCAGCAAACGAGGGCUGAGAAAAGAAGUCAGCUGGAAGGUAGCAGGGUUUGGGAAGUCUUCCUUGGUGUUCAAUGCCAAUGAGUUUCAUGAGAUUAGUGACCUUAAGUUUGGAGUAUCAGCUGACUCACUCACAGACAACAUCAGCAGUGGAUUUGAAUGGAUCACUUGUGUUUACAAUAGCAAUGAAGCACCUGCCUCUCCGAGAAAGGUUUCUAUUUUAUCCAACAAAGAUGGCCUAGUCAUAAACUGGAUUCCACCAACCUGUGAUGGUCUGACCUCCAAACCAGUCAGGUACCAACUCUCCUGGUGUCAGACAAAGGAUAAAUCAGAUGUUUGUCAAGGUUCUUGGAUGACCAGGGAUAUCAAGGCUCACGAUUCUGUGGAUUACGUCUAUCAUUUAUCAAAGCAGGACGUAGAGAUGUCAAAGUGGUAUGGUAUUGUCAUCAGAUCUAUUUCUAACUCGAAGAAGGUUUCUCCUCCAACAGACAUGUUCAAUGGCAGACCUGUCAGAAGCUAUAUGAUUGCUGAGGAGAUUAUAGGCAUAGCAUUAGCAGGCAUCAUUGGUGUCAUUUUCUUUGCUGUUGGUGUGUUGUUUAUCAUUAAACACUGUUACCAUGCUGUGAAGAGUGCUGUAAAACUAGAUCCCAUUCAUCUUCCUACAGUUCAAACUAGUAACACAGCAGGAAGUGGUGUUUUGUCUGCUUACAAAGAAAACUCAACAGAGACUGAGCCCCAGAGUCCAAUACAGAUACCCCAAUCUACCUCACCCCUCAUUAAACAGAAUGGGGUCCCUUUCCAGUUCCAGUACAGCAUGGACAGUGGAAGAGGGAGCCUUCCAGUGGAGGAUUUUCUGGAUCAUGAUCUCAAACAUCAUCCAAUUCCAGAGAUUGCCACUCCAGAUGGAUCCGUACCAAAGGACCCAGUUCCAUUUCUCUCUCUGUCCUCACCUCUAUCUUCACCAAGUCAGGAAAGCUGCUUGAAUGUGGAGGGAGUUGAUAAUGGCCUAAAAGCCAGCAGUUUGGAAGGAAGUGUAGAGUGGAACUCCUCACUUGCCCAAUAUAGAACAAUUUGCCAAGAGUCUGACUCUUCAUCGGAUGAUGAGACUAGUAGUGUGGCCAGCGAGAUGCAAGAAGAUGAAAUUAAACCUUAUAUUAAAGCUGGCUCCCAUAGUUCCUUGGACAAUAUGGACACCUUGCCUGGCUACCUGAAUGAUUGUGUCAAGUCAGGGUCAUCUGAAUCUGAUGGAGAAAGGCAUGGAAAAUGUUGCUCAACAACAAACAAAUUACUAACACAUUCCUCUCUAAAUGUAACAAACUGUAUCUGCUGUAUAGAGCGAGAAAAUAUUAGUCAGAACUUAACUAAGAAGACUUCUCUACAAAAUAACUCACCAAUGUUCGAAGCUCAAGUCAUAUCAAGUAGUACCCAUCCUAACCCAGCAUUUGAUCAAGGAGAAUUGCCAUCUAGUGGUUUGAUAAAGCUCCCUGCUCUAGAAAUGUGUAACAUUCUAAUGACGGUUGACAGCUCUUGUUCGAUAGAGAAGAGACUGUGUGCUGAUGAGGUGGACAAUGUAUCGGUGAAUUCGACCGAUUCCACAGACUCCCAGACAUCGGCUGAUAAAGACGAGGGCAGUGUUUUCACUUCCAGUGGGGAUAUAAUGGCCAGUUCAGACUAUUUACCAGUCGAUUCUGUACAGUUUAGUUCCUCAUGUUUUUCUCUCUAUGAUAGUAGCACUUACCUUUCUUGAUUAUGUUUGAUAUUUCAAUGUUCGUCCAAUUUUAAAGAUGUCCAAAGUAAGGUUUUUUUUUUCUUAUGAGAUUCCUUGUUAAGCUAUUUUAAGAGUACCAAGUAGUUUUUUGUGCAAUUAGUUUUCCUUUGAUUGUUAUGUUUUUUUUUUUGUUGUAGUGUUAGAUAUUAAGGGUAUGGUUUAUGCUUAGGCUCAUUGGAGCAAAUUCCUGAUUUAUUCAGCUAAUCUGAUUUAAUACAGUAUGUCCUAAGUCUGAUCAGCAAACCUGACAAUAUGUACCUCUAAUAGUUUUAUGAUGGUCUGACCAUUUACAAAGUGCUUGUGUGACUUUUAAUUUGUUUUAACUAUAAAACAACUGUCUCAAUGUAUUUGGCAGACAUACAUCAUAGAUAUGAUACAUAUAAUAUUUA
Molecule: messenger RNA, 3883 nt
Organism: Saccostrea cuccullata (small rock oyster)
Lineage: Eukaryota; Metazoa; Mollusca; Bivalvia; Ostreida; Ostreidae
Exons: 18
Coding region: 285-3473 (1062 amino acids)
Biological process (GO): cytokine-mediated signaling pathway
Cellular component (GO): external side of plasma membrane; membrane; signaling receptor complex
Molecular function (GO): cytokine binding; cytokine receptor activity
Source: RefSeq, a predicted model, not a curated record